Menidia menidia (Atlantic silverside) is the source of this 4913-nucleotide messenger RNA. NCBI's taxonomy places the organism in Eukaryota, Metazoa, Chordata, Actinopteri, Atheriniformes, Atherinopsidae. The record is from the annotation of a GenBank genome assembly.
AUGCCAGAACCUCUCCGAAAACUUUCGUCCAUCUUCCAAAGGACAGAGGAGCUGAUCACUGUGAAGGAAUGCAUUAUCUCUGAACGUUUCCAUCUUUCUACCAGAAUUUUUUCAGUUUUCUACAAAAUGGAUGAGGCUGACCCAGAUCCCGGGCUGUUUGGCAGAUUUCUGACUCUACAAAUUGCUCACAGUGUGCUGUCAACAAAGUAUAUAGAAAAAGUUCUAGAGAAGCUCCAGAGACUGGUCACAAAUAUCAAAUGGAGCCCCGGCGACGUCUCCGGUUUGUUCAAUGCUCUUCUGAAGCGAUUCGAGAGCCUUUCUGAAAAUGACAAACCCCAUCUUGUCAGAUGGCUGAUGCAAAUGUUACACUGCAUCGAAGUGAACGAUAUAACGUCCAGCUGGAGAUCCAAAUCAGGAAAGACUCUUCUCGAGGUGAUAAAGGACAAAAAUGUAACUGAUGAGGAACUCAAGGAACAGUUGGAGAACGAGGAAGAGAAGACAUUGGACGAGAUCCUUGAGGAAAUCCGACGUGAAAAGUUUAACCAGGUGGACGAAAGGCUUCUACAGGACGUGAGAGAUAUCGUCAUGUCCGUUCAUGAAAACCAUCCGAUAAACAAUGACGGAUGUCGGCGGAGCGAGCUUAAAAAGACCUUGCAGAGGAUCUGCGAGGCGGUGCAAAAAACAGCCCAGUACAGACCUCGGCUUACGCAGAUGGUGAGCUGGAGCCUCAUGGCUCUGUCUGAAACAGGACGGCUACUUCAGGUGGGCACGGGGGAAGGGAAGUCAUGCAUCGUGGCGAUGUUCGCCGCGUUUCGGGCCAUGAGGGGAGAAAAAGUAGACAUCAUGUCCAGUUCGCCAGUCCUAGCACUGCGAGAUCUGGAGGAUUGGAGGGGAUUCUACAAAGAGCUGAAAAUCAGCGUGGACUCCAACAUCAACAAACAAGAAGCCGACUUAAAAAAAUGCUUCAAAAACCAAGUUGUUUACGGCACUGUAGAAGAGUUUGCUGGAGACUGGCUUCGGGACCGCUUCCAAAGAAUGGAAAUAUUUGGAGAGCGGACAUUCCAGUGUGCGAUCGUGGAUGAAGUUGAUUCGUUGAUGCUUGACAAGGGCCAUCAUGUGGUGUACAUAGGGAGUGAAAUGCCUGCUUUGCAGCACCUCAACCCUCUGUUGGCUUCCAUUUGGGCCACAGUUAAUCAGUUUAAGGAGAUCAGUGGAGGGAAUACCGUAGGGCAAAAAUACCACUUUCAUCAGGUUGUAGUGGAGCAAUUAAAGGACAAACAAAUUGGUGAGUUUGAUGUUCUUCAAAUAGCAGAGGAAGCUGGUGUACUGCCCAAAGGGUCGGUCCGAGAAAUAAGAAGGAAUCCCAGCCUUUUAACAGAGAAAACUGUGAAUGUUUCUCCUGAGAAGCUCAAUGAUUUCUUCAAAACAGUGGAGAGUAAAUUCCCAUCCUGCCGGUUUGCUCUGUUUGGCAUGAACAGAAACGGAGAGCUGAAAGAGUUGAAUGUAAUGCCACAAGGAGAGAAUGGGAUGAGACCAGUACCCCUGCUGUUGACUGAGGGAGGCUUCUGCCAGUACAUGUACCCCAACAAAGACAGUGCCGAGAAAGCUGCAGAAGAACAAAUAAGAGCUGCUCUGUGUUUCACUCCAUGUGAGCUGAAAAACUCCGACAGCCUCUGCUACGUCCCGGGGUUCCUCUCAGAUCUGGUCCAAUCCAAGCUAAAGGCUUGGAUCGAAAAUGCCUUCCAUGCACAAAUCAUGCAAAUGGAUCAUGAAUACGUCCUGGAGAAACACGGAAUAGUGCCAGUGGAUUACAGCUGCACAGGCGUCGUUGAAAACUUCAUGAAGUGGACAGACGGCCUGCAACAGUUCCUAGAGAUGAAGCAUGGGUUUAAGCUGAGUGACGUAACAGCUAUCACCAACUACAUGUCCAGUGUUGGCUUGCUUCAAAAGUAUGGAAGUCAGAUCUACGGAAUGUCAGGGACUCUGGGCCAACAAGCAGAGAAAGAGACUUUGCAAGGAAUCUACGAGGGCAUCACAACCUGUAAGAUACCUUCUUUCAUACGCAGAAAGCUGUUUGAGGUGGAAGGAGUGGUCCUGACAGAUGAAAACCAAUGGGUGAAGAAAAUCUGUGACGUAGUGGCUGAGCAAACCAAGGCCACACCGUACAGGAGUCAGAGGGCAGUUCUGCUCAUCUGUGAGACGAUCAAGCGAGCAAAGACCAUUCAACAAGCUUUAGGAGCUGAGGUUCCAAAGAAAAGCCUUUAUGUUAACAACAACAUGGACAACAGUGCAAUUUUUGCCAAGAAUCUUGGGCCAGGAGAAGUCAUCAUAGCAACAAAUCUCGCAGGUCGUGGAACAGACCUUCGGAUUUCAGAUUCAGUUAAAAAGGCUGGAGGUUUGUUGGUUGUGCAGACCUUCCUACCCAAGAAUGCUCGAGUAGAGGCUCAGGCCUUCGGCCGUGCGGGGAGACAAGGCUCUCCUGGGUCAGCUCAGCUCAUAGUCUGCUCCAGUCACCUGUCACAGCCACAGCAAUUAGUAGUUUUGACAAGGAAACUUAUGUCUGCCUUUGAAGAACUGCUAGACGUCGGCUCAUUAGGGCAACAUGUGUUUGUGAGGUGCUUCAGACAUUAUCUUAGAAGCGGGAAUGGCGACCAACGUAAAGAGCUGUCUGAGAUGCUGUCGCAUGUUUUGGAUGAAGAGUCGAAUUCUGUUUUAAAGUUAGCUAAAAGCUUCAGAGAUGACAGUGUGGCUGAGGCUCUAUCUAGCUAUGUGGUCAAUCACAUCCCAAACAUUAAGAAGAAGGAGGAACUCUUCAGCCAGUAUCUGGCAGUACUAGAUAGUCUGUACAUUAGUAGCAACAACAAGCCAGCUGAGUCGGAUGUAGCAGCACUGAAUGAAUUUUGGGGUAUGUGGCUUCUUACAGAAUACACUGAGGAUAAAUCCAUCAGUACAUUGAAACAAAGUCUGAAAGAAAGCCUAAACAAAGCCAUGCAGAAACUCAAGAAGGGAGAAUCUCCUUUAUCGAACUUGCACCACUACACCCUUUAUGGUAGUGAACUUCGAAAGAAGGGAAAGCUUUCUGAGAGCAUCAGCAUGUACACCAAAGCCAUAAAGGAGGACCACUGCUGGGCCGCUGUGGCAUACUACAACCGAGCGUUUGCAUGUCUAACCCAGCAAAAUCAGCACCAGGAUCCUAACUGCAUUGAUCGAGCCAUUGGGGAUUUGCGAAAUGCUCUCAAGUCUGUCGAUCUCUACUGUGAACAGCUUGAUGUGACUCAUAGGUAUGCCGGGAAGCAAACCAUCAGACUGACAAGAUUUGACCACCAUAUUGUGGCCAGGCGCACUGUUUUGGUGUCCUUCAAAGCAAACAUUUUCAUAGCAAUACAGAAGUUAGAUACCGCCAGAGACAGAGGUGGAUAUGUAAAAGUGGAUGAGAAACUUGUCUACUUCCUUGCCUCUCGGGAGCACAUUAUUCCAUUGGCACUACUUUCCUUGGGAUCUGUCGGGGUCAUACGUUCCAGAGACCCUCUGAGCAGCCAGCAACUCAUCAGCCACCCGUCCUUUGAUGUCUUCAUUGAGCUCCACAGUCUAGAAUCUAUUGGCCUGACUCGUAUCUACGAGUUAGACACGCUCUUCUCUGUGGCUGGACUUUUUUCAAAGAUAGCUAGGAUUCUGCGGUCGUGAUUGGAUGGCUGGACAAUUUUCCUGGUGGCCGAGAAGGUGUUUUGAUCAUUGCAGCCAAAGUUACUUAAGGUUUUUUUUUUUUUCAAAAAAAAGAAAAGAAAAUCCGCAGAAAUGACUUGAAACAGUGAUUAAAGAUUUAGUGUAAAUAAACAACAGAAACUGUAAUAUCACAGGACAAAGAUUAUAUCUGAUCAUUCUCUGUUUUUAGUUUCAGUGAAAACGUGAUGUUUUUCUGGGAGUAAUUGUGUCUCAUUUUAAUACAUAAUUCAUUAACCUAAGCAUAUAUUUUUAAUUACAUUUAUCCAUGAUUUACAACAUCGAGAUGAAUGAAUGAAUCAUUUCUUGUAAAACCUGUUUUUUAUGUUGCAAGAUCCAGACAUGAUUUAUGUAAUCUUGUUCAUUUUGCUUAACAAUUUGUUUUAACAUUGUUUUGUACUAACAAAAUUUACACCUGUAACGCUUCAUAUUUUAAUUAGUGUAGCGUCUGGGCAAAAACAGCCAAAUAUUAUCAGCUGAAAUGAAAAGAGACAUUCAAAAAUGAUUUUCUUUUAAUAUUCAAGGAGAAACUUUUUUAAUGAAAAUUUCUUAUGGAAAUAUAUUUUUUCUGGAUUGUUUGUUUUUGAUUUGACCCACUCAGCAUUCAUUUCCAUGUUCAUCCAUUUGUGGUUCAAGUGUAUUCCCUGAAUCAUGCAAGCGUAUCACAUUACUCAAAGCAUCUAUAUAUCUUUCCUGCCCCUGUGUGGUGGUUUAUGGUAACUAUUUAACAUUUUUCUUUGUCUUUUUGUAUAUUUUGAUCCAGCUGUGGGUCUAUUAAUCAAAAUUGUAUUGCAUUGAAUAGAUGGCAAAUGUCUUGAAUUGGAUUGUAUUUUUAGAAUGUCUGGAGAUUACAUUUGUUGUGAUUUCACACUAUAUAAAUCAAUGUUAAGUGAACUGAAGAUUGCAUGAUUUAAUGAGAUGAACAGAAUAGAUAUAGUGUUACUGAACAGCUGGUUUUAGUUCAUUUAAUGUAAAACAAGUAAAAAUUAAUUGCAAGAUCAAUAAACCUUUGAAUUUAGUAAAUGUGUUCUUAACAUGUCCAAUAAUAUACUUAUGAAGGCAAAAUCAUGUCCUUGUAAAAUUACAAUAAUGUGAUACUAAUAUGUUGCAAUAAGAAUGGUAUGCUGUUGACAGAAUAGUAGAAAUGUUUACAUUAGGAAUGUGUGGCAAUUAAACCUGUUUACCGCAUUCAA